GUCACAGCGGGAAUUCGGAGACGCAACUUCUGACCCUAUCAGGUCAUUUACUGCAUUUUCACACGACAGAUAAAGCAAUCCGAAAGAAAAUGGAGAAUUCACAUGAUUCAAAGAUGAAUGAGCAGAGAAGAAGAACAGCUAGAACAGGUGGAGCAUCCAUGCUGACCACCAUGUCUGACCAGAGACCGAGGUGUUUCAAGGACAUUAUGGACCUCGUUCUUCAUCUGAGUGAUGAGGAAUGGAAGGCCGUUACCAGAGGCAUGACGAAGAAGGUCACAAGGUUGGAGUUUGCUGUUGCUUCCACUAAAAUGGUGACCACGGUGUCGUCUGCUGUGGUUCGGCGUUUACUGAAGCCUCUCAGCAAAAGCUUCGGGAUCGAAGCGAUUCUGGAGGCUAACGACAAGCUGAAGGAAAUGGCCAAGUCGAAAUCGAGCAAGUGCUCUGACGCCUCAGCUCAAAGAUCCCCAGUGGAGGUGUCUGAUUUCAUCUGUCAUCUCGGUCAGAGAAUCGUCACAGAAAUUAAAGGUGCGAUGCUGGAGGCCAUCCGGAGUACGGCAUCAGGACAGUUGGAGAACUGCUCUGAGAGUGCUUCAUCAUCUGCAGAAAAACAAGUAUGGCUAGAUGAUCUUAGCUUUGCCUGCACUAAUGAGAUCUGUGAGAAGAUCCUGGCCCUCUGUCACUCUCAAGAGCUCCACAGACAUGGAGGAGAGACAACUUCAGUAAAGUCCCUCCUGGAGUUCCAAAAACUAAUGAAGGGCUUGGAAAAAGUUGUCUCGGUCAGCAGGUCCUCUUCAUGGGUUACUGUAUCCAGAACCUCUGACAUGGUUUCCACGACGUCUGAAGUGAGGACUCCUAGUUGUGCUUCAUCAGUUCCACAAUCUGUGAGCCCUUUCAUUGAGCAGUUUAAGAGCAUAGCCUCAGAAGUGGUCAGUGAAGUUCUUCUGAGAUUAGAGCAAAAACUCUCUGACUCAGUGUCGUCUCAAACUUCCAUCCUUGCCUCCGUUGAGACAGAACCGAAUUUCUCGAGGGAGCUGGCCAAGAGCACAGCCAUGGAAAUUCUGCAGAAAAUGUUUUGUACACUUGUCACUUGCAGCGAUGCUGACCAGUCUGGACCAGAAGAUGAGCAGAAGUCCCUCUCUUUUGCUCAGAAGAUCCACAUGGAUAUCAAUAAGCGGGUGUUUGCAUUUAUUUGUGAGCGGCAGCAAGCCAUUUUAGAGAAAAGAAAGACCUUCUUGGAUGCCUCUACCGAAAUCGAUGCUGAUCUCGAGGUCAGCAUGGAGAACAUACAGAAAUCUGCUGCUGCUGAACAGUACUUGGAUAAAGCCACUCAGGUUGUGAGUGAUAUCCUGGUGAAUAGGUUAACUUCACAAAUUUCCUCAGGUUUAAUCAGCACGAAAGGCUCGGGUUCAAGCACAGUGCCGUCAUCGAUGUCAGUUCAGGUCAAUGUUACUGAUGCUUCGUCAGCUCCCUGCAGAAAGAGCUCCUCAGUCUUCUCUUCACAGCUCCAAAGUCCUUCUGGACUGGAAGAGAGCGUUCUAGACGCAGAGAGAGAGCCUCUGCCUUCGGGCCAGAAGAGUCAGUACGUUCAUCUGCACCUUUUCACUGUGGUGCACGAUCACCUGAAGGCUUUCUUUACUUCCUUCUCUAAAAGUGAUGCUGAUGAUAAAGGGACAGAUCCGUCAGCACACUCAGAGAGCGAAGAGGACAGUGUUGUUCCCAUCUGCAUCGAUGAGGAGGGCUCGGUUCACGAGCUGAAUGUUGGUCGCACUUUAUCCGAUUCUGUUCUGAUCAGAAGUAACAGCAUGUUAUGCUCUGUACAGUUUCCUUCUCAGCUUGUUUACAGGUUUGUUGAGGAGUCCAUCAAGGCUUUACUGCAGAAUGUGCUGAAAGUCAGGGUGAGUGAUGGAAAUUAUGGACACUUGCUUCACGGAGCCGAGGAUCAGGAGAAGAAGAAGAAGAGGAGCCCUAGAGUUCGCUUCGUCAUAAAGACGAGCAGGCAUGUGGUGGUUAAGCGUCCCAAGAAGCAGAAGAAACGCCGCAGAGUUCCUCUGCCACAGCCAAGCACAUCCGCCUCCGCACGUCUCCACGAGGACUCACACAGAGAAUCGAAGCCCUCGCGGUCCAUCUUCAAGAACACUCGCAAAACGCUGGGCAGGAUCUUCUCUAACAUCUCCAAGACCUUCACCAACAUCUUCAACACUUCAAAGCGCUCCGGAAACUCGUCAGAGUAGACCUGUGCCCGGUGACAGUUAACCAAGUUACCGUGGCAACAGAUACAAAAAACA
Messenger RNA from Hemibagrus wyckioides, 2285 nucleotides. RefSeq lists its product as uncharacterized. NCBI's taxonomy places the organism in Eukaryota, Metazoa, Chordata, Actinopteri, Siluriformes, Bagridae. The record is from RefSeq and is a predicted model, not a curated record. The coding region runs from base 90 to 2231 and encodes 713 amino acids. The transcript is spliced from 8 exons.